AUGCGUCUCCACACAUCAAUCGUGGGGAUACUAGUGUUCUACUUUGCCUUCGUUUUCACAUCUCCCCGACUAGAAAAAGUCACUACUCGUUAUCUCAGCUAUCCAGAGCAGAACCCCCAACCCCCAGAACCAACCCCUUCACCAUCAAGCUUCCUUCCCCUCGACCUAAGGUCUAUCAGUGACUGCCGGUUGACAGAUCUAUUGUUGGUCAGUGAUAUAGACGGCAAUUUGCAUGGAGUGGAACGUAAUAGCGGGGCUCUAUUAUGGACACUCCCCAUCGAUGAACCAUUGGUGAGAAUAUCUUCCAAUAACUCUUUCGAGAAUAACCAAUCUAACAUCCUUUGGUUCGUGGAGCCGUAUCAAGAUGGCUCCUUGUUCUACUUCACACCCAAGUUCGGAAUGAACAAAUUGCCAACCAGUAUCAAAGAUUUGGUGUUGGAAUCUCCCUUUUCUCUCAGUGGUGACGACAAAAUUUACACUGGUACCAGAAAGACGUCUCUUUACUCGAUCAACAUUCACACGGGAGAGAUUAGGAGCUCAUUUGGAAACCAAGAAAAAUGCCCUGUGCCAAAUACACACUAUAAAUUACAACCGCACAUGGAAGACAACCAGGACACUAUAAUGAUAGGCAAAACAACUUAUGAAUUAUCCAUCUAUUCCAAAUUGAACACAAACAUAGUGUGGAAUGUUACAUACUCCCAAUGGGGCCCAAACAACAUAGAUAAUGACCUUAUUAUGCAAAACCAACAAAGUCUAGAUAAAUUAUAUUUCACCCCCUUCCACGACAAAUCAUUAUUGGCCAUUAACAAAGAUUUGGGUACCACUAUCUGGAUAAGCAAAUUACCUUCUUUGGCAGUGAAUGUAUUUGAUGUAUUUCAUAAUUUGAAGAACACAGAAUACGUUUUACUUCCUCAUCCUUUGAAGGUCCUUAAUGAUUUACAAUUCAAGAUUGACGAACAAACACAUACUUCAAAUAAUGACCUAGUAUUCGUGAACAAGACAAGUAAUUGCAGAGAAUGGUUUGCCAUGAGUUUCAACAACUAUCCAACUCUCAUCAAAAAUGCUCCUAUUUCCAAAUAUCAAUUAGAUUUGUACAAGCUUCAAAACGAGAUUCCUGUGGAUAUUGAAUAUUUGAAAAAUUUCCGUUUAUUGACUGAUUCACAAUCUCUGGUAGAAGCUUUAGUCAGUGGAAUUCAUAAAACGUACGAAUUGACAAGUGAAACUAUGUACCAACCAAUUGCCAAAUUUGAAAAACCUACUACAAUAAAUUUAAUUGGCGAUGGAUCUUCGUCAGAUCGUAAAACAAUGGGAUCAGAAUUAAUGCUUCUCGAUCCGAAGCGUGACAAAAUGCAACUGCCAAUGAUCACCACAAGACCAAUUAUCGAAGAAGUGCAAGCCGCUGAAAAUUCUAGCACAAUUCAUAAGAUGAUAGGCUAUUUUACAUUCACAAUUGCGAGGCGGAUCAUUGAAGAUGUUUUGAUCUUGGGUAUCAUUUUAUACGUAAUAUUCAGGUACUUGAUUUCCGAUUUCAAAUUACAUAUUCGUUCUGAUGGUAAAUCAAAGGAAGACGAAGAGCAUAUUCUGGAAAAGGAAGAAGAAUUGAAACGUAUUGAAGUUAAGAAGCCUAGAAUCUUCACGGACAAUCUAGAAAACAGUACUUUGAAAAAUGUGCCAACCAAAUCGAAGAAGGUAACAAUCCUUACACCAAAUGAAUCUUUGGAGAUAAACCACUCAGAGGAUGAAACUGCUGAUAAAGCAGUAACAGACACUGAAGAAAAUACGAAAGACUUGAACGAAUCUGAAGAAGUCACGAAGAAAAAGCGUAAAAGAGGAAGUCGGGGUGGUAAACGUGGUGGAAGGAGAGUAAACAAGAACAAACAAGACUCAAAUGAAGAAGAGGAAGAGGACGAGGAGAGCGAAGUAAUCAAUACCAAAAGUUUAGUGAAGCCUUUGCCUAUUACACAAGUCAAAGUUCCUAUCAAGAAACUCCAAAUUGAAAACAAUUUGGUAAUCUCUGACAAGAUUUUGGGUUAUGGAUCUCAUGGCACCAUCGUUUACCAAGGAACAUUUGAGAAUAGGCCAGUUGCAGUGAAAAGAAUGUUGUUAGACUUUUUUGAUAUUGCUAAUCAUGAAGUGAGGUUAUUACAAGAAAGUGAUGAUCAUCCAAAUGUCAUUAGGUAUUUCUGUUCACAGUCUUCGGAGUCAGAAAAGUUUCUUUACAUUGCAUUGGAAUUAUGUUUGUGUUCUCUUGAGGACAUUGUUGAAAAACCUAAGAAGUCAUUGAAACUCAGUGAAAAUCAUUUGAAUGAAGUUCUUCAUCAAUUAGUUAGUGGUUUACAUUACUUACAUUCGUUGAAGAUUGUUCAUCGUGAUGUGAAACCCCAGAACAUAUUGGUGGCAGCUGCAAAGAAUAAUAAGAUUGUCACGAAAGAGCCAGUCGAGAAAAGUAUACGUUUGCUUAUAUCUGAUUUUGGCUUGUGUAAAAAAUUAGAUUCAGAUCAAUCAUCAUUUAGGGCAACUACACAAAACGCCGCCCUGGGAACUUCUGGAUGGAGAGCCCCAGAAUUGUUAUUGAAUUACGAUUUACUCGAGAUCUCACCAGAUACGAUUUCUUCUAUUUCUUCUCGCCAUUCCGCAAAUGACUCAACUUUACCUGCUAACUCAGGGGGCAAGAGGUUGACCAAAGCAAUCGAUAUUUUCUCAUUAGGAUGUGUCUUUUAUUAUAUCUUAACUGGAGGACUCCAUCCUUUUGGUGAUAGAUAUUUGAGGGAGGGGAACAUCAUCAAAGGUGAAUACGACUUAUCAUUAUUGAAUUCAUUUUGUCCAAACGAUAAGUUUGAAUCCACGCAUCUCAUCUCGUCCAUGAUUCACGCGAACCCUUCAAUGAGACCUAGCACUUCCAUGAUACUUAAUCAUCCAUUAUUUUGGAACCCAAAGAAAAGGUUGGAGUUUUUGCUCAAGGUCAGUGACAGAUUUGAAAUUGAGAGGAGGGAUCCUCCGAGCGACUUAUUGUUAAAAUUAGAGACACACGCUAAAGCUGUUCAUCGAGGUAACUGGCACAAUAAGUUUGACGAGGAAUUCAUUGAUAACUUGGGCAAGUAUAGAAAAUACCACCCUGAAAAAUUAAUGGAUUUGUUGAGAGCAAUUAGAAACAAGUAUCAUCAUUACAACGACAUGCCUCAGCAAUUACAAGAGCAAAUGAGCCCGUUGCCUGAUGGAUUUUACAAAUAUUUUAAUAUCAGAUUUCCCAAUUUACUAAUGGAAAUUUAUUUCUUGGUUAAUGAAAGCUUAUCGACUGAGCAUGUUUUCAAAGACUUCUUGGUUGGUGCUUGA
Suhomyces tanzawaensis NRRL Y-17324 is the source of this 3333-nucleotide messenger RNA. RefSeq names its product bifunctional endoribonuclease/protein kinase (gene IRE1). The record is from RefSeq and is a predicted model, not a curated record. The transcript has 3 exons. Gene Ontology annotation, molecular function: ATP binding; protein serine/threonine kinase activity; RNA endonuclease activity. NCBI's taxonomy places the organism in Eukaryota, Fungi, Ascomycota, Pichiomycetes, Serinales, Debaryomycetaceae. Gene Ontology annotation, biological process: protein phosphorylation; mRNA processing; intrinsic apoptotic signaling pathway in response to endoplasmic reticulum stress. The coding region runs from base 1 to 3333 and encodes 1110 amino acids. Gene Ontology annotation, cellular component: IRE1-TRAF2-ASK1 complex.